Molecule: messenger RNA, 477 nt
Organism: Brenthis ino (lesser marbled fritillary)
Lineage: Eukaryota; Metazoa; Arthropoda; Insecta; Lepidoptera; Nymphalidae
Source: the annotation of a GenBank genome assembly
AUGGCGGCUGGUGGUCGUACUCCGAAACAACGCAGGUUCGAGAUUUCAUCCAGCAUGGCUCUGAGGACUAAUACGCCAAGACGGAGACGUGGAAGCUGCAAAUGUUUGUUCGGUGCCCCAGAUAGAGACGAAACUAGAAGGCUUAUGGCCGAACAAUAUGCUAGGGAUAGGAAACGGUUUAUAAGAAGAUUCAAUUUUGAUGUUGAAACUGAGUGCCCUUAUAAUCAGAGCAAAUUGGAUUCCCCAGUGAAGUUUUGUGAAGAUAAAGAGAAUGAAAGUCCACGGACAGGUGCAGAGGCGUUAGCGUGUGUUGAGAACACCGACUUGCGAGUACUCGGAUCACCUUCAAGGCGCAGUGCUGGUAGCUCGCCAAAGACCCCAACUAGGACUCCAAGAACUCCUAGGACGCCUCGUGCUGCAAGGACUCCUAGGACUCCACGCACGCCAGCGUCGAGACGGCAAUUGCAAAUGACAGGU